This is a messenger RNA of Rhinichthys klamathensis goyatoka, 1236 nucleotides long. RefSeq names its product rhodopsin, like (gene rhol). The transcript has a single exon. Gene Ontology annotation, molecular function: G protein-coupled receptor activity. Gene Ontology annotation, biological process: G protein-coupled receptor signaling pathway; phototransduction; visual perception. Lineage: Eukaryota; Metazoa; Chordata; Actinopteri; Cypriniformes; Leuciscidae. Gene Ontology annotation, cellular component: membrane; photoreceptor outer segment. The record is from RefSeq and is a predicted model, not a curated record. The coding region runs from base 66 to 1133 and encodes 355 amino acids.
CAGUGUGCUCACUUUCCCAGACCAAACAAACCUACAGCGAGGGGUGGAGAAACAAACCAGCGAUCAUGAAUGGCACGGAGGGACCGGACUUUUACAUCCCCAUGUCUAAUGAGACCGGCGUGGUGCGCAACCCAUACGAGUACCCACAAUACUACCUGGCAUCGCAAGGGGCGUUUUACUGUGUCGCCGCGUACAUGUUCUUCCUCAUCAUUACCUGCACCACCAUCAACGGCCUCACGCUGUAUGUGACCGUUGAAAACACGAAACUUCGAACCCCCCUGAACUACAUCCUUCUGAACUUAGCCGUGGCUGACCUCUUUAUGGUGUUUGGUGGAUUCACGACCACCUUCUACACCUCCUUACAUGGAUAUUUCGUUCUGGGACGUGCCGGCUGCAACAUGGAGGGCCUGUUCGCUACCCUCGGCGGUGAGAUCGCGCUCUGGUCUCUGGUUGUCUUGGCUGUUGAGAGAUGGGUGGUCGUCUGCAAGCCCUUCACCAAAUUUCGCUUCACGCAACUCCACGCCACCCUCGGUGUCGCCUUCUCUUGGACAAUGGCCUGUACGUGUGCCAUACCGCCUCUAAUCGGAUGGUCCCGCUACAUUCCCGAGGGCUUGCAGUGUUCGUGCGGAGUGGAUUAUUACACGUUGAAUCCUGAGACUGAUAACGAGUCUUUUGUUAUCUACAUGUUCGUCGUGCACUUCUCGAUCCCUCUCAUGGUCAUUUCUUUCUGCUACGGCCGUCUGCUCUGCACUGUCAAGGUAGCAGCCGCCCAGCAGCAGGAAUCCGAGACUACCCAGAGGGCCGAGAGAGAAGUUACCCGAAUGGUAAUCCUCAUGGUCAUCGCUUUCCUAAUAUGUUGGCUCCCCUACGCCAGCGUCGCCUGGUAUAUCUUCACCCACCAGGGGAGUCAGUUCAGCCCCAUUUUCAUGACCAUCCCAGCAUUCUUUGCCAAGAGCUCAGCGCUCUACAACCCGCUCAUUUACAUCUUCAUGAAUAAGCAGUUCCGUCACUCCGUGAUGUUAAUAUUGUUCUGUGGAAACGAUCCAUUCCACGACGAGGAGGAAGCAAGUUCCACCUCAAAGUCCAAGACAGAGACCUCAUCCGUCUCCUCCAGCUCUGCAUCUUCUGCCUGAGGGUCACGCUCAAGGUUAUUUGCGGAAUACACAAUUCAACUGCCUGCUACCUGUGGCAGCAACUUCCCUGUAAGGACAUAUGGAAAAUUCUGAAACGGCAGAU